UGAAGGUGUAAAUUAUCAAAAAGCAGCUGUGAAUGAAAAUAGCAGAAGUAUUCUCUGUGGGUUUUACUAAACCCUCAGUGAAAGCUCUUUGCCACAUUUCAGUCUGUUUGUCACCUCCUGGGCUGGGGAGUCCUUUCAGGGGAUAUGCUGAAGUGCUGGCAGGACUCACUGACUAAGCAAAAAGGGCUCUGUAAGACCUUGAAUCAGUACUUUAAAUUUGUUCUAAGACAUCUUGAUCUUUUCUUCACACUUGAAUCUUAUUUUAACCCCCCUUAUCUUACUUACUCCAGUGAUUACCAGUUUAACUGCCCUAUUUUUAAAUCUGGGUUAUUAAUUAAAAGUGAUUCCUCCUUGGAGCUCAGCUGUUCCUCAAGUCUGCGAUUGCACUUGAAUAGAAAAUUUUUGUGUGCUUUGUUACCACCAAGAGCCAAAGCAAUACUGUGCAGUCCUGAAUGUCCCUGCCAGGAGCAAAGAACUGACAGCGGGGACAAAAAUCUUUGAGCUGUGCAAGAGUCCAACUGCCCAGAGCUGGCUUUUAUCACAUGCUGGGACAAGGAUCACGUGCAGAGGCGGGGAGUCAGCCCUGCAGAGCCCAGGUGGCACCGUGGUGUUGGCUCUGGGAGCUUUGCCCCGAUGGCAUCCGUGAGCCAGCAGCAGAUCCAGAAGUUCCACAAGGAUGGCUUCCUUGUCCUGGAGCAGUUUUUCAGCGCAGAGGAGUGUGACAGCAUGAGGAGGCAGAUCCAGAGGAUCGUGGCGGAGAUGGAGGUGCCGCCGCACUGCCGCACCGCCUUCUCCACCAGGCAGGAGGAGCAGCUCCGGCAGCAGGGUAGCUCGGAUUAUUUCCUAACCAGUGGAGACAAGAUUAGAUUCUUCUUUGAGAAAGGUGUUUUGGAUGAGCAAGGUAACUUUCUAAUUCCAAAGGAGAAGUCUGUCAGCAAGAUUGGCCAUGCUCUACAUGCUUAUGAUCCUGUCUUCAAGCAAAUCACCCACUCCCCCAAGGUGCAGGAACUGGGAAGAAAACUAGGCCUUGAGAGACCAGUAGUUGUGCAGAGCAUGUAUAUCUUCAAGCAACCUGGCAUUGGUGGUGAAGUGACACCACACCAAGAUGCCAGUUUCCUGCACACAGAGCCCCUGGGCAGGAUCCUGGGGUUCUGGAUUGCCCUGGAAGAUGCCACACAGGAGAAUGGCUGUUUGUGGUUCAUCCCUGGCUCUCACACCAAUGGGAUUACCAGGAGGAUGGUCCGUGCACCUCAAGGUGCCUCAACCUGUGUGGAGUUUGUGGGCUCAGAGCCAGCCUACGAUGACAAGCAGUUCAUUCCUCUGCCCAUAAGUAAAGGGGGACUCAUCCUGAUCCAUGGCGAGGUUGUCCAUAAGAGUGAACUCAACAGCUCGGAGUCUUCGCGCCACGUGUUCACCUUCCACGUGAUGGAAGCCAAAGGCACCACCUGGAGCAAGGAGAACUGGCUCCAGCCAACUCCUGAACUGCCUUUUCCAUCGCUCUACACUUGAAGUUAGUGACUGGCUUGUGGAGUCAAUAGCUGAUCAAUAUUCCGUUCUGAUUGUUCAUUCAGUCUCUUUAAAAACAACCUUCACUAGAUCAGCUCUCAAUGUUAAUUUAUCCUCCUUGAAACCAGGACUAUUAUCACAGCCCAGAACUGCAGAAGCUUCUACUGCAGCAGGAGCCCUGCAGUAUGAGAGUAGUCACCCAGUCCUUUUGGGAAGGGAACACCUUCAGUCUUGAAAACAAACCAGUUAAGACCAUUGCACCUUGACUGGGACCACUUACCAAGUAUUUCUCUUUGCAGUAAUACUCAGUAUUUUCUUGUGUUUGAGAGCUUAAGUGCAUUUCUUGGCUGGUUGACUCCAACAAUGCAGAUGAACAUGUUGUAGGGAGAAGUUUGAUUUCCAUCCCUAGUUUUCUGUCUUAUUGUUGGAAUAACAGUGAUUUAAAACAAUCUUCUUGUGGGUGAAAUGAAGCAAGAGUUCUGCUUUUUAUAGCCAGUCUUCUAAAUACUCCUGGCAGACAGUAGCUGAGUGUUUUAUCUCUGAGUGUGAUUAAAAAUACAACAAUUUUUAAAGAUUCAUGUUGAAAUGAUGGAGACAAAGAACCUCAAUCAAACUCUUUACAGUUAAAUAAAAAAAAACAGAAAUCCUU
Passer domesticus (house sparrow) is the source of this 2155-nucleotide messenger RNA. RefSeq names its product phytanoyl-CoA dioxygenase domain containing 1 (gene PHYHD1). The transcript is spliced from 11 exons. The record is from RefSeq and is a predicted model, not a curated record. Lineage: Eukaryota; Metazoa; Chordata; Aves; Passeriformes; Passeridae. Bases 634 to 1509 code for a protein of 291 amino acids.